Messenger RNA from Trichomonas vaginalis G3, 2373 nucleotides. Its product is annotated as Fanconi anemia group M (FancM) family member family. Gene Ontology annotation, biological process: interstrand cross-link repair; double-strand break repair via synthesis-dependent strand annealing; replication fork reversal. Lineage: Eukaryota; Parabasalia; Trichomonadida; Trichomonadidae. Gene Ontology annotation, molecular function: ATP binding; four-way junction DNA binding; 3'-5' DNA helicase activity. The transcript has a single exon. The coding region runs from base 1 to 2373 and encodes 790 amino acids. The record is from RefSeq and is a predicted model, not a curated record.
AUGUCUUCGAAAAAGAGUCUCGAAGAUUAUAUGCAUGUUGAAGGAGAUGAUGAAGCAGCAGCUGCACUCAAUUUUCCACCAACUGAGAUUCUUAGAAAGUCAACAGACAAAUAUGUUGAAGCAGAUCAAGAGAAAAUUUACACCUUUUUAUAUCCUUGCGAUGUUCCACGCCGUGAUUAUCAAUUCCAAAUCUCACAGUUAUGCUUUAAAUACAACACACUCGUAUGUUUACCAACAGGUUCAGGUAAAACAUUCAUUGCUGCUGUUGUUAUCAUGAAUUUUUACCGAUGGUAUCCAAAUUCUAUCAUCAUCUUCUGCGCCACUACACGUGCUCUUGUUGAACAGCAGAUAGACGCAUGCAAUAUGUUCACAACAAUUCCAGAUAGCGAUACAAUAGCAUUACUCGGAACUACGCACUCCAACAUUCGAAAGGAUUUAUGGAAAACCUACAGAGUUGUUUAUGCCACCCCUCAAACCGUACAAAACGACAUAAAAAAAGGAAGAUUAGAUCCAUGUCGUAUUUCUCUUAUCAUAUUCGAUGAAGCCCAUCAUGCAAGACACAGACAUGCAUAUAGCAUGAUUACACGUAUGGUUGCCGAGCGAAAUUCCCAAUUUCGCAUUAUCGGAUUAUCUGCCACUCCUGGCAAAGACAUAGAAAGCAUACAAUCGGUUGUUUACAAUCUGAUGAUAUCCAAAAUCAUAUACAAAGAUUCCAAUGACCCAGAUAUCAAACAAUACCAGCAUAAUACAGAUAUCGAAAUUAUUACUGUAAAAGCCGGCGGAGAUGAAGACGCAUUGACUAAGUUAAUGGACCAGUCCAUCGCGUACAUUGCAACUCCACUUCAAAAAGCUGGUUUUUUGAAUGUAUCUGAUGUCCAUUUUUUAUCUCGAGGCGCAGUUUACGCGAACAUGGAGAAAUUCAAGAGCGGACCUCGCAGUGGACUUUUCUUUAAGUAUAUGAACCAUUUUUCACUUCUUUUAUCUCUUACUUCGAUGAAAGAAAAAUUGCAAAAAUAUGGUCCGACAUUUCUUGACAAAGCACUCAAAGAAUUUGACAAAAAGAAGCAAACGGCUGAGCGAAAGAGUUUGAUGUCGUAUCCCCCUUUUAUUUCUCUGAUCAAAAUGACAAGUAACGCGAAGAAUACAUCGCAUCCUAAACUUGUCAAAUUAACAUUGAUUCUUGAAGAUUUCUUUGCAAAAAAUUCUGAAUCUCGAUGUAUUGUUUUUACGAAUUUCAGAGAUGUUGCGAAAGAUCUUGAAUCACAUAUAAAACAGAUACCAAAUGUGAAGUGUUCUGUGUUUACAGGAAAAGCAGUUACUAAUACUGAUGAAGGAUUGAAUGAAAAAGUACAGCAAGCAAUUGUUGGUUUAUUUAGAAAAGGAAAUAUUAAUCUUAUAAUUGCUACUUGUGUUGCUGAAGAAGGUUUGGAUAUCGGUGAAGUUGAUUUGAUUAUUUGUUAUGAUACUCAGUCAAGUCCAUUGAGAACUGUUCAAAGAAUGGGAAGAACAGGUAGAAAAAGGGCUGGACACGUAAUUUUUUUAAUGACAGAAGGAAUUGAAGAAAAAGCUUUGAAUAGAGCGGUUAACAAAUCAAACGAUAUCAAAAAUUUGUUAACAAAUAACUUAUCAAGGUUCAAUCUAUACAACCCUCCUAUCCCUGUACUUCCUAUACCUGAUGAUAUACAUUGUAUAAAAUUACUUUGUGCAAAACAAAAAAGUGACACACAUCAAAUUUUGAAGAAGGAAUCGAAAAAUCCUUUGUUGGAUGAAGUUGAAGUGAUUGAAAUGAACGCAAUGUUCAAGAAACCGAAUAAAUAUAGACAGAUAAAGCUUGAUUUGUCUAAAUCAUUGCUUGGAGCAACAGUUCGAGGUAAAUUAUUUGGACAUUCAAGGGCAACUAACAUUCUAAAUGGUUUUGCAAAGAAUAUGAAGGAGGAAAUACCUGAAUCAAUCGAUGAAGAAGUAUCAAAACUAUUCGGAGUGAAAAAUAGUCAAAGUCAAGAAAAUGAUGAAUCUGAUUCCGAAAGUUCUGAAGGAAUUGUGUCUUUGGCUGUCAGAAUGACACAGAAAACAUUCUUGUCUGAUAGUAGCGCAGACAAAGAACAGGAAAACUUCAAGUUUUUGAGCGAUUCUUCGGAUAUGAGUGAUGAUGAGAUAGAAAAGUUGAUAAAUGAAGCGGAAAAGGACUUGGAGAACCAAAACAAGGAGAUUCUGCAGCAACAACAACAAUCUUUCUUAUCAGAUGAACCUGAUUCUUUCGCUGAUGCACAAAUCAGAGAAUCAAAGUCGUGGUUAUCGGAUUCUGAUGAAGAUGAAACACAAAAUAAUAGUAUAGAGCAAGUUCGCAACUCCUUUUUAUCGGAUAGCGACUAA